AGGCGGAGAGCGCAGACAGCCACUGGUGGAAUCAAGCCGUCAUGAGCCAGUCGCAGAUGGAGACGGUGCCGGGCGAGGGAGAGUUGGAGCACCCGGAGAGACCCGCUCCACUGACCAACUCAGAGAAGCAGCUGAUCCAGGACUCCUGGUCAAUCGUCCUGCCGGACCAUGAGAAGGUCGGAGUGGCCAUUCUGAUCAGGUUCUUUCGCAGCUGCCCUCCAUCCAAAAAGUUCUUCCGAUUCCAGCAUAUGGAUGAUCUGGCGAAGCUGGAGGCCUCCAGCGAGCUUGCCACACACGCAGGCGGAGUCAUGAAGGCCAUCGACGCGCUGGUGCAGAACAUGGACAACGCAGACAAAACGGUGGCCAAGCUGAAGCAGCUGUCCAAGUCCCACGCCCUGAAGCACAAGGUGGACCCGGUCUACUUCAGGAUCCUCAACGCUGUCAUAGUGGAGGUCCUGACUGACAAAUGCGGCGAGGCGAUGACCCGUGAGGCGGGAGCUGGCUGGACCAAACUCCUGGCCACCGUCUACUUCCAUUUGACGGCUUUGUACGAGGAGCUGGGCUGGUCCAAGCUCGCCACCUCCUCUGGCUGAGGCGUGUCUUGGAGGGGACGCCAGCCCAGGGAAACAUGCUUGCUGUGCUAGCUAACGGUGACAGUUGCAGACCGCUCCUCAUCUUUCUACUGGUGAUGAUUUACUGGGUGAAAACUGGAACAAGCGGCCACAUUUGACACAAAUGUGCCUUUAAACCAAUGUGUAACUCCUGAUUCUACCAUGUCUGUGGCUCCUUUUUGAAUCAAUAUCACAUGAUCAGUCAAGCUGGGACGGGGGACACCUGUACGUUUCUC
This is a messenger RNA of Synchiropus splendidus (mandarinfish), 847 nucleotides long. Its product is annotated as cytoglobin-1-like. The coding region runs from base 42 to 593 and encodes 183 amino acids. Gene Ontology annotation, biological process: oxygen transport. The transcript is spliced from 4 exons. Gene Ontology annotation, molecular function: oxygen binding; iron ion binding; heme binding. NCBI's taxonomy places the organism in Eukaryota, Metazoa, Chordata, Actinopteri, Syngnathiformes, Callionymidae. The record is from RefSeq and is a predicted model, not a curated record.